AUGGAGAGGAAGGAGAAGGACAGUGCAGUUGCAGAAGUGAAGAUCAACCACAGAGGCUGGGCAACCAUGCCUUACAUUUUAGGAAAUGGGGCGUUCGAGAAUCUGGGAACGUCCGGUACGUCGUCGAACUUGCUGGUCUAUCUAACCACCGUCUUCCACAUGAAGAGCGUAACCGCCGCCGUCGUCAUCACCGCGUUCAAUGGCUCCACCAACCUAGCACCUCUCGCCGGAGCAUUCAUCUCCGACAGUGUCUGUGGGCGCUAUGCUACCUUGGGCUUCGCAUGCUUAUCCACUCUUCUGGGCUUGUUCGUUCUGACGCUCAGCGCCGCCGUGCCCAAGUUGCACCCUGGCCACUGCCACGAUGGCAAGGCAUGCAACGACCCGACGGCGGGGCAACUCGCCGUUCUCUUCGCGAGUUUCAUGUUCCUGGUGAUGGGCGCCGGCGGCGUCCGGCCCUGCAACUUGGCCUUCGGCGCCGACCAGUUCGACUCCGGAACGGAGCCCGGCAAGCGAAACAUCAAAAGCUUCUUCAACUGGUACUACUUCACGUUAACCGUCGCAAUGGUGAUCUCCUCCACCGUCAUCGUCUACGUGCAGAGCAACGUGAACUGGGCGCUCGGCCUCGCCAUCCCCACCCUGCUCAUGGCCUUCGCCUGCGCCUUCUUCUUCCUCGGCUCCCGCAUGUACGUCAAGGUGCGUCCCGAGGGCAGCCCCUUGACAGGCGUCGCGCAAGUCCUCGUAGCCGCCUUCCGGAAGCGAUCCCUGCCGCUGCCGGAAUCGAGCUCUCUGUUCAAUCCUCCCCAUCUUAGUUCACUCGUCUCAAAACUCCCUCACACUGGUCAAUUUCGAUUUCUUGACAAAGCUGCGAUUUUGACUCCAACUGACGAAAUCAACCAAAAUGGUUCUGCUGCAAACGGGUGGAGACUCGGCAGCGUUCAACAAGUCGAGCAAGUUAAGUGCUUGGUGAGGAUCAUGCCGAUUUGUUUCACCAUCAUCGCCUUCCAAAUCGCUCUCGCGCAGCAAUCCACCUACGGUGUCUUUCAGGCCGUGCAAUCCGACCGCCGGCUCGGCAACUUCUACGUCCCCGCCGCCUCCUUCUACGUCUUCUCCAUGGUCGCCAUCACCAUAUGGAUCCCCAUCUACGACCGCUUCGUCAUCCCCCAGCUCCAGCGCAUCACAGGCAGAGAGGGAGGUAUCACCUUGCUCCAAAGAAUGGGCGUCGGCCUCAUCCUCGGCGUGGCAUCAAUGCUCGUCGCCGGUCUGGUGGAAGAGAGACGACGGAGAAUCGCGCUUCGCAGUUCGAUUGCUCCGGGAGCCACCGACGCCGUCUCGCCCAUGUCGAGCUUCUGGUUGGCCCCGCAGAUGGUUCUGAUGGGGCUGGGGGAGGUAUUCGCCCUGAUCGGGCAAAUCGACUUCUGCUACAGCCAGUUCCCGGAGAACAUGAGGAGUCUCGCUGGCAGCAUGAUGUUUCUGACGCAGGCCUGCGCGAGUUACAGCAGCAGCUUGCUGAUUACGGUCAUCCACCGAGUCACUGGUGAACAUGAGAAUAACAACUGGCUGGCGUCGGAUCUUAACGAGGGGAGAUUGGACCUGUACUACUUCUUGAUUGCUGCGUUGGGAGGGUUCAAUUUCGUUAUCUUCGUUGUCUGCGCGAAGUGGUACAGGUACAAGAGCUCGGAGAAAGACCAUGAGCUAGCCUUGCACUGCACCGAGGAAACUAAGGCGGUUAAAGAUAAUGUAAUCUGA
Molecule: messenger RNA, 1746 nt
Organism: Zingiber officinale
Lineage: Eukaryota; Viridiplantae; Streptophyta; Magnoliopsida; Zingiberales; Zingiberaceae
Product: protein NRT1/ PTR FAMILY 2.11-like
Exons: 4
Coding region: 1-1746 (581 amino acids)
Biological process (GO): transmembrane transport
Cellular component (GO): plasma membrane
Molecular function (GO): transmembrane transporter activity
Source: RefSeq, a predicted model, not a curated record